Molecule: messenger RNA, 675 nt
Organism: Phytomonas sp. EM1
Lineage: Eukaryota; Euglenozoa; Kinetoplastea; Trypanosomatida; Trypanosomatidae
Source: the annotation of a GenBank genome assembly
AUUUUUAGCCAUUCCAAGCCGUGUCAGCUCUUUUUGUAGUUUGACAAGAUUUAGAUUCACUUCAAAAUGAAUGACAAGUAUAAUCAAUUGAUGAAACUCAUCAUUGUUGGUGAUAGUGGGACCGGUAAAUCAUCUCUGUUACAUAGAUUUAUUAAAAAUUCCUUUCCAGAAGAUCAAACUCAAACAAUUGGAGUUGAAUUUGGGUCUAAGAUUGUUGACCUAGGGGAUAGAAGAGUUAAACUUCAAAUUUGGGAUACUGCAGGUCAGGAGCGGUACAAAUCGGUUACUCGCAGCUAUUAUCGAGGUACAAUAGGUUGCCUUAUCGUUUACGAUGUGACAAACCGUGCUUCGUACGAAAAUGUGCCGAAUUGGCUCAAGGACGUGAGAAGGCUUUCUGCAUCUAAUGUUACUAUUUUACUUAUAGGUAACAAAACCGAUCUUAUAAAAAACAAGACUUGUGCCGUGCAAUACAACGAGGCCGCUUUAUACGCUCAACAAAACAGGCUUCUCUUUUUUGAAACAUCCGCAAUUACAGGUGAUUUUGUUGUCGAAGCUUUUUUAAAUGUCGCAAAAAACGCAUUACAUUCUUUACCACCUUCAAAUACAUCUGCUGAUAUAAGUCCAGUAGAAAUCUCCAGGGAAUCUGUAGGAAGGCGAAGUACUUGCUUAUGCUAA